UCUCCCUGACGCUUAUGUCCAAGCCUCCAAUGGCCGUGGAUUUCUAAUUUCGGCAAGCUCGCCGGCAUAUCCCCAUUCUGCCACCGGCCAUGGCCAAGGGUCGCAAAUUGACUAUAAGCCAAAGCGAACGCUUCUUGGGAAGCUACGCCAACUCUUACGCCCAGGGGUUCAACGCCUCAGACGGAUCCGAGCUCGGAGAAGCCGACGUCUGGUCAGCGGCUGAUGACGCCGGCGAGAGCGCAGCGAACGCUCCUCCCAGAGACUGGGAACCACGGGUAGCCUCAGAGAAUAACGGGAGCAGCUCCAUGAGAAGCAGGCGUGGGAUCCUAUCCCGUCACUUCGGCGGUUUGUCUCUAUCGUUUGAAGACUCGACGGAGGAGGAUAAUGCGACGACGUCGUCGAUGAUUGUGCAUCAAUAUCGGGGGAAUGACAGCGUGGCAUCGCAGCACGGCCACCACAUGGCGACGUCGGCGCCGGUGAACGUCCCGGAUUGGAGUAAGAUACUGCGAGUCAAUUCGGUGGAGUCCAUGCAAGGGGCGGACGACAUUUCCGAUGAUGAGAACGAAUCCGAGAUGGUCCCACCACACGAGUACUUGGCUCGUGAGUACGCACGGAGCCGGAAGACGGCGGCAAACUCGGUGUUCGAGGGAGUCGGACGAACGUUGAAGGGGCGGGACUUGAGGCGGGUUCGUGAUGCAGUGUGGAGUCAAACCGGGUUCGAUGGCUAGCGAUGGACUGUUCAGACCGUUUGGAGGUAGUUAACUUAUGUGUUAGUCAAAUUCAGUGAUUUGAGUCAGAAAUAGUUUUUUUUCCCCCUUCCCUUUUUGGCCUUCUUCUCCUUCUUCUUCCUUUUUUGGCCUUCUGCGUGGGUGAGUUUUGUGGGCAAUGAUUGAGCUGAGUUGACUCAGUUGAAUCAAACUCAGCAUCGACUGAGCCUGAAUUCAUAAACUGGAAAUGGCAAUUGUAUUAUUCUCAUUAAUUAAAAAGUGUAUUCCAA
Prosopis cineraria is the source of this 997-nucleotide messenger RNA. RefSeq names its product protein S40-5. NCBI's taxonomy places the organism in Eukaryota, Viridiplantae, Streptophyta, Magnoliopsida, Fabales, Fabaceae. The record is from RefSeq and is a predicted model, not a curated record. The coding region runs from base 90 to 728 and encodes 212 amino acids. The transcript has a single exon.